Ostrea edulis (European flat oyster) is the source of this 723-nucleotide messenger RNA. Its product is annotated as whirlin-like. Gene Ontology annotation, cellular component: plasma membrane; stereocilia ankle link complex; cilium. Gene Ontology annotation, molecular function: protein binding. The coding region runs from base 81 to 542 and encodes 153 amino acids. NCBI's taxonomy places the organism in Eukaryota, Metazoa, Mollusca, Bivalvia, Ostreida, Ostreidae. The record is from RefSeq and is a predicted model, not a curated record. The transcript is spliced from 3 exons.
GUUGUUGCCAUGGUAACGAUUUUCUCAAUAUGUAACCGUACGACUAGGCAGAUAUAGUCAUCAGUACUCCGCAGACAUCAAUGGACGGGUGUCUCGAUAUCACGCCUGUUAAGAUCCCUCGCCCUUCCUACUUCUCCUUUGUGGAUUUAUCUAUCAUUGAAGAAGCAGAGAAGCUGGAUGCAGUGGUAGCCAGUUCUAAAAAGAGAUAUGGCAAUAUUCCUCUGGAUUUCGUUAUCAUUUACAAGACAAAGCCCACACUUGGUAUCGCCAUAGAAGGCGGACUAAACACACGUCAACCCAUUCCAAAAGUCAUAAGUAUCCAGCAUGGAGGAUCAGCGUUUGAGUCAGGUCGUUUGAAAUGUGGCCACCAGAUUUUGGAAGUGAAUGGCCAGAAACUGUGUGGGGUGGAACACCGUGAGAUUGUGAAGAUCAUCGCUGACGCCUUUCAGGACGUCUCUACAAAUCGCCUGAAUCUUCUUGUAACAAUGAACUUGUCGCAAAUUUCACAGAGUUACAUACUGAAUUCAAUGGAUAGAAAAUGAGAUACAAAAACUAAUUUGGACAUACUUCAAACAAAAUAGAGAAAAAAGUUCCAAAAUUCAUGAAUUUUUCUGUAUGGAUAUGCAAUUCACAUCUGCUCUGAACCAUUUGAUGAAUUGUGUCUCUUCUAUGUUUAAAACAUUUAACAAAAAAAUAAAAAAAUAAAUAAAGGUAUUUUCUUUA